Messenger RNA from Striga hermonthica, 155 nucleotides. NCBI's taxonomy places the organism in Eukaryota, Viridiplantae, Streptophyta, Magnoliopsida, Lamiales, Orobanchaceae. The record is from the annotation of a GenBank genome assembly.
GAUAUGAAACCGACUAUUGUUAGCAGCAAUGGGACUGAAUCUGGUCAGAUAAUUGUGACUUCAUUUGGCAGUCAAAAUGGACAUCCAAAUAAGGCAAUGACAGCCAGGAGUCCUAACAUAAGGCUACGAACAACGCUUGGUAGAAAUGCCGCAAG